Molecule: messenger RNA, 1274 nt
Organism: Episyrphus balteatus (marmalade hoverfly)
Lineage: Eukaryota; Metazoa; Arthropoda; Insecta; Diptera; Syrphidae
Gene: Spx
Product: splicing factor 3B subunit 4
Exons: 3
Coding region: 115-1191 (358 amino acids)
Biological process (GO): positive regulation of mRNA splicing, via spliceosome
Cellular component (GO): nucleolus; U12-type spliceosomal complex
Molecular function (GO): RNA binding
Source: RefSeq, a predicted model, not a curated record
GCGGUUAAAUGAUAGCGAAUCUGUCAACCAGCCACAGUGUGUUCAUGCAAAACGUUUGUAAAUUUGUUAAUUUUGUAAUUUCAUUUAUUUUGACGAAAAUACGCCAGCAAAAUUAUGGCUGCUGGCCCAAUUGCUGAAAGAAAUCAAGAUGCUACCAUCUAUGUUGGCGGCUUGGACGACAAAGUCACUGAAACACUACUCUGGGAACUUUUUGUACAAGCCGGUCCGGUUGUAAACGUCCAUAUGCCCAAAGAUCGUGUUACCCAAAUGCAUCAGGGUUACGGUUUCGUAGAGUUCCUUAGCGAAGACGACGCCGAUUAUGGCAUCAAAAUCAUGAACAUGAUAAAGCUCUAUGGCAAACCGAUUCGUGUGAACAAAGCAUCUGCCCAUCAAAAGAACCUCGAUGUUGGCGCCAACAUCUUCAUUGGCAAUCUCGAUCCGGAAGUUGACGAGAAACUUCUGUACGAUACGUUCUCUGCAUUCGGAGUCAUUCUGCAAACACCAAAGAUCAUGAGAGAUCCCGAAACAGGUAACUCUAAAGGUUUCGCAUUUAUUAACUUUGCCAGUUUCGAAGCAUCCGACACGGCUAUGGACGCUAUGAAUGGACAAUAUCUCUGCAAUAGACCUAUCUCGGUUUCAUAUGCAUUCAAAAAGGAUUCCAAAGGUGAACGGCAUGGGUCGGCAGCCGAACGUCUGUUGGCAGCCCAGAAUCCACUUUCGCAUGCUGAUCGUCCGCAUCAACUGUUCGCCGAUGCUCCAGUUCCUCAGAUGAUGCCGGUGAUGCCAGGGCAAAUGAUGCCACCGCCGAUGAUUGCACCACCACCUCCUCCAACACCGGGCGGUAUGAUGCCACCACCUCCACCGGUGCCACCCCCGCAAUCGUCGUCAUUCCCUUCAUCGGUUCCGCCACCACCGCUGCCGCCAAUGCCGGCCAAUCAACCGCCAUUACCUCCGCCGGUGGGUAUUCCACCACCGCCACGCAUGAUUCCACCACCACCAUGGCAGGGGGGACAGGCACCAGCACCUCCACCACCAAGCUUUCCGAAUGGAAUGCCUGGUGCGCCGCCUUCGGGCGCUCCAAGACCACCACCACCCAAUUGGCGGCCGCCCCCGCCCUCAGGCUUCCAGAGACCACCAUUCCCGCCAAGACCGCCACCAUUCAAUGGGGAAGCAGCAGCUUUUCAGUUUUAGUUAAGCUAAUUUUAUUACUCUAGAAAAUAAACCAAUAUCUGACCUUUGAAAUAAAACAAACUUUUUUUUGAAGAAACAAUGAA